GUCAAGUAUUAAUAGAUUAUAACCUGUUGACAUAUGUCUAACGAAUCUCAGAAAGGCGGCGUAUUUCUUGAAUAUCGCUGAAUCAAAGUCAAAUUUCGUGACAAAACCUUGUGGGUUUCAUUGGAAAAAAGGGCAGAAGCGUGGGCUCACCAAAAUUACCAGGGAAAAUAUUCAAGGCAACACAUCAAAUGCACUAAAUGAAGGUCGCGGAGUCUCUCCCGAAGAGCAUAGCAUCUUUCUUUUCUUUCUUCUAAUCUUUAAUUGCCAAAGACAAGAUGACAUGGCUGGGAUUGUUGGUGGCGCCUUCCUCUCUGCUACUCUUCAGGUGCUGUUUGAUCGUUUGGCUUCUCGCGAGUUCCUCAACUUCCUUCGUGGGCGGAGAACUGUGGAAGCAAAGCUUAAGGAGCUGCGCCGAAAAUUGCUUGUACUCGAUACAGUGCUCGAUGAUGCAGAGGCUAAGUAUAUCAGGAAAGAAGCAGUGAAGAAGUGGUUGGACGAGCUUAAAGAUGCUGUCUAUGAUGCGGAGGACUUAGUGGAUGAGAUCAACUAUCAAGCUUUGCGAUGCAAAGUGGAACAUGAGUACCAAAGCCGCCCAAACCAGGUAACAGGGCUUAUCCCAACUUCUACAAUUUCAUUUGAUGUAGGGAUGGAAUCCAAACUAGAGGAGAUGGUCCAUAGAUUAGAGGAUUUUGUGAAAGAAAAGGAUGCUCUUGGUUUGAGAGGCGACGAUGGAGGGAAAUCGCGUGUUAGCAGGUUGCCAACAACUUCUUUGGUGGAUGAAACCUAUGUAUUUGGGAGGGAUUUGGAGAAGGAGGAUAUAAUUAAUUUGUUGCUUUCAGACGAUGCAUGUGGUAACGAGAUAGGUGUAGUUCCAGUAGUGGGGAUGGGCGGAAUAGGGAAGACCACUCUCUCUCAAAUUGUGUACAAUGAUGCUAGAGUGGAUCAACAUUUCGAAAUUAAAGCAUGGGUCUUUGUAUCUGAUGUUUUUGACAUUCUCGGGAUUUCCAAAUCGAUUCUUGAGAGAAUCACUGAAAAAACUCACGUAACCGCAAACCUUGAAGAAAUUCAAGUCCGUCUUAGGGAGAAGCUGCGUGGCAAGAAAUAUCUAAUUGUAAUGGAUGAUGUCUGGAAUGAAAAUUAUGAGAUGUGGGAACUUUUGAUGAGACCUUUGAUAGCUGGGGCAUGUGGAAGUAAGAUUAUCGCAACUACACGUAAUAAGAGGGUUGCAUCUAUCAUGCAAAAAAAUCCUGCUGUUCAUCAGAACUUACAACCACUGUCAGAUGAAGAUUGCUUCUCUCUCUUCUCUAAAAUUGCUUUCACUCAUCCAAACCUCAAAAUGAUGCGUGGGGAUGUGGUGAGAAGGUGCAAAGGGUUGCCUUUGGCUGCAAAAACACUUGGGGGUUUGUUGCGUUCCAAACUUGGUAUUGAGGAGUGGAAUGACGUCUUAAAGAGUGAUUUAUGGGACUUGCCUGAAGAUAAGAAUAAUAUCCUUCCAGCCCUAAGAUUAAGUUAUUAUUAUCUGCCUUCUCAAGUUAAACAAUGCUUUGCUUAUUGUUCCGUAUUUCCUAAAGGUUACAAAUUUCAGAAGGAAAGGCUAGUACUGAUUUGGAUGGCUCAAGGUUUUCUGCAAUCUAGAGCUAAUAAGACAAUGGAAAAGAUUGGUGAGGAGUACUUCGAUGAACUUGUAUCAAGGUCAUUCUUCCAACAAUCCGAUUAUGAAGUAAACUCGAAACAGACCUAUUUUACAAUGCACGACCUUGUUCAUGAUCUAGCACAAGCCAUAUCUGGACAGUUUUCUAUCCACUUAGAAGACGCCAAAAAGCUACAUGAUAUUCCCAAAAUAGUACGCCACAUUUCUUUUGAUUCAUUCGCCCUUGACAUGAGGGGUAUUAAUUGGUUCAAGGCAUUAAAUGAGGUCAAAAGUCUAAGGACAUUUCUGCCUUUCUCGCAUCAAUAUGUAUUCGAUGAUGAGGUGUUGAAUACGUUAGAUGAGGUGUUGAAUACAAUGGCACCACUACGGGUACUAUCUUCUCCAAUUUUACCUCAUUCGGUUGAUAGUUUGACAAAUCUACGAUUCUUGGACUUAUCAGGCUCAAAAAUUCUACGGUUGCCUGAAUCAAUUUGUAACCUAUACAAUUUACAGACAUUAUUACUAAGCGAAUGCCGUUCCCUCACCACACUACCAUCAGAAAUUGGAAAACUAAUUUGUUUGCGUCAUCUAGAUAUUAGCUCUGUAACAUACCCAGAAAAUUCGGGCACUAUGUUAAUGGAGAUGCCAAUUCAAAUUAGUCGACUAACAAGUCUCCAACAAUUAAGUAAUUUCAUAUUGGGUAAGAAUGGUGGGCUGGAGUUUGAAGGCCUGAAAGAGCUCCAUCAUCUUCAAGGGUCACUAUGCAUUUCAAACUUGCAAAAUGCAACAAGUACCAAGGAUGCAUUGGUCACCAAAUUAAAAGAGAGAGCGCUUCUCAAAGAGUUAAAAUUUGUAUGGGAUGGAGAAACCAAUGACUCCUGUUUUGAAAGAGAAUUGCUUGAGAAUCUGCAGCCUCAUGCCAAUUUGACGAGCCUCUCAAUAUGUGGGUAUGGGGGCACAACAUUUCCUUGCUGGUUGGGAGAUCCCUUGUUCACUAAUUUGGGUACCUUAACCCUUUAUGGAUGUGAGCAUUGCUUUAGCUUGCCCGGUCUUGGUCAACUGCCCUCUUUGCAAGAACUUGUUAUUGAAUCUAUGAGGGGAUUAAGAAAAGUGGGCUCUGAAUUCUAUGGGGAUGUUUCUUUGGGCAAACCGUUUCAGUAUCUAAAGAAGCUAACUUUUAGAAGAAUGUUUGAAUGGGAAGAAUGGUUUAUGUCUGGAACUGUAGAGUUCUCUCAGCUUCAAAAGCUCAGUAUAAUAGAUUGUCCCAAGCUAAUGGGGACUCUACCUACUCAUAUUCCAUUUUUGCAGAAAUUUGUUAUUAUCAAUUGCCUAAACCUUAUGCCUUUUCCUCCAUUACAAUUCUAUUUGAACCUUCAAGAACUAAGCAUGUUCCAUUUGGAAAAACUCGAAAGUCUUUCCAUUUCCGACGAGCAUGAGCUUCAAAAUCUAAAAUCUAUCUGCCUUAAUGACUGUCCAAACAUGAUAUCUGUUGCUCAUGGAGGGUUAUCAGCUCCCAAUAUUAGGGUUCUUGAUGUCUGUUCAUGCCCACAAUUGAAGUCCCUACCAGAAAGAAUGUGCAGCCUCCUUCCGUCCCUUUUAUCAUUGAGUAUUGAAGAUUGUCCAGAACUUGAGUCGUUUCCAGAAGGGGGUCUUCCCUCAAACUUAAGGAAACUUGGAAUAGGGAAUUGCAAGAAACUUGUUGCUCGUAGGAGAGAGUGGGGUAUUCAAACACUCCCUUCCCUUCAAUACUUUCUAAUUUGGAAUGAAGAAGAGCUGGAAUGCUUUCCAGACGAGGGGCUGCUUCCCUCCACUCUUACAGAGCUUGUAAUUGUUUCUCUACCAAAUCUAAAAUUGUUGAACAACAGGGCCCUUGAACUCCUUGGCUCUCUUGAAAUACUGGGAAUUGGCGAGUGCCCUCAACUCCAGUCCCCGUCUAAAGAGGGCCUUCCCAACUUCACCUCUAAGAUGAGAAUCAUAUAUAUAUGAACCAUAGCUGGAAUCUUGCUGAAAACUUACUGGAAAAAGGGUUUGAGAAUCCCAUGAUAUAUAUAUAUCAGAGGGAAUCAUUCCAUGUGUGGCAAUCAAUUCAGGUGCUACCUCUACACUUUGUUUAUGCGUGAGUUGAUUCGUUACUGAAAGCUUGGGAGAGUGAUAAUGUUUACGUGCUUGCUGUAACAACUUUUGUUAGCUGACGUGUUUAGGAGUGCAUGCUGAUAUGGAUUUCAAGUGUUUUAUUUCUGUUUUACUUUGCUUUUGAAUAAGUCAAGUUAGUUCCACUUUUCUAGGAAGUGGUUAGUUGCUUGUUGUGAUCAUGGGAUAAUUUCUAGCCAUGAUCUUAGUGAUUUGAUUUUCUGUUCUCUACUUAUUCUGUAAGGAUUCAGAAGUUAAUUCAGUUUUUUGCAUCUUAUUCCUCA
This is a messenger RNA of Diospyros lotus (date-plum), 4044 nucleotides long. Its product is annotated as putative disease resistance RPP13-like protein 1. Gene Ontology annotation, biological process: defense response to other organism. The record is from RefSeq and is a predicted model, not a curated record. Gene Ontology annotation, molecular function: ADP binding. Lineage: Eukaryota; Viridiplantae; Streptophyta; Magnoliopsida; Ericales; Ebenaceae. The coding region runs from base 281 to 3616 and encodes 1111 amino acids. The transcript has a single exon.